This is a messenger RNA of Enhydra lutris kenyoni (northern sea otter), 918 nucleotides long. RefSeq names its product olfactory receptor 8S1-like. Gene Ontology annotation, biological process: G protein-coupled receptor signaling pathway. Gene Ontology annotation, cellular component: membrane. The transcript has a single exon. The record is from RefSeq and is a predicted model, not a curated record. Lineage: Eukaryota; Metazoa; Chordata; Mammalia; Carnivora; Mustelidae. The coding region runs from base 1 to 918 and encodes 305 amino acids. Gene Ontology annotation, molecular function: G protein-coupled receptor activity; olfactory receptor activity.
AUGAGAAACCACAGUGUUGUUUCUGAGUUCAUCCUCCUUGGGCUGUCUGCUGACUCCCAGAUCCAGGCUCUGCUCUUUGUGCUGUUCCUUGUUGUUUACCUCCUGACUCUGAUGGGGAACCUGCUGCUGCUGCUGGUGAUCAGGGCUGAUUCUCACCUCCACACCCCCAUGUACUUCUUCCUGGGACAGUUGUCCUUCCUGGAUCUCUGCCACUCCUCUGUCAGUGUGCCCAAGCUGUUGGAGAACCUUCUGUCUGAGAAGAAAACCAUCUCAGUAAAGGGCUGCCUGGCUCAGGUCUUCUUUGUGUUUGCCACUGGAGGCACUGAAUCCUGCCUGCUUGCUGUCAUGGCCUAUGACCGCUAUGUUGCCAUCAGCUCCCCUCUGUUGUACAGCCAGAUGAUGAACAGACAGCUGUGUAUAGGGCUGGUGUGGGGCUCAUGGAGCUUGGCUUUUCUGGAUGCUCUUAUCAAUAUCCUUGUAGCUCUCAAUUUAGACUUCUGUGAGGCUCAAAAUAUACACCACUUCAGCUGUGAGCUGCCGUCUCUCUACCCUUUAUCUUGCUCUGACGUUUCUGCAAGUUUUACUGCCCUGCUCUGCUCCAGCCUCCUGCAUUUCUUUGGAAACUUCCUCUUGAUAUUUUUCUCCUAUGUUCGCAUUUUAUCCACCAUCCUGAGCAUUAGCUCUGCUACAGGCAGAAGCAAGGCCUUCUCCACCUGCUCCUCCCACCUCACUGCAGUGAUCUUCUUUUAUGGCUCAGGGUUACUACGCUAUCUCAUGCCAAACUCAGGAUACACUCAAGAGUUAAUCUUCUCCUUGCAGUAUAGCGUGGUCACUCCUAUGCUGAAUCCUCUCAUCUACAGCCUGAAGAACAGAGAAGUGAAGGCAGCUGUGAGAAGAAUCUUAAGAAAAUGUGUCUAG